AAGCAGGGCGAAACUUCCUAUCUUGUCCAUAUUCUGGACUACCGUGUCCCUGGUCAGAAAGACUAGCGCAAGUCUUUAUUAAGAUUAAUACCAGAGACAAGUCUGAGCCUCCAUACUUUUCUGACGAGAUUGGUGUCAAAUCUCCCACCAAGUAUAUUCUGAAGAACAUUAUAUAUACAAUCCCACAAUGAACCAAGAAUUCUUUACAUAUCUACCAUCGGAACUCAUCAUCAACAUUCUCUCAAGACUUCCCAUUCGAACCAUCAUAAGUUGCAAGUGUGUUUGCAAGUCAUGGCACAACCUACUUGACACUCCCGAAUUCGCAAAAUCCCAUCUUUCCAUAUCAGUCCCCGGGCUAAUCCUCUACGAAUCCCGGGGACACUUGGAAUCCCGGAGACUCUUGGCAUACAUGGAAAUAAUUGAAUUUGAAGAUGAACUCGAUCUUGAGGCCCACGAGCUUCACUACAAUCCAGUCACUGAAAUUAGCUGCAGGGAAUUCAUUAAUGAAGAAUAUCCUGGUUUAGGAAUACAGGGUUCUGCUAAUGGUUUGGUUUGCUUCCGGAAAAUAGGCCAACAUCCUGAGACUGUUUACGUUUGCAAUCCAAUCACUCGUGAUUAUAUCCAGCUUCCAACUCCUGGAACUAUCUGGCACUACCCCACAAUAGUCACUUAUGGAUUUGGGGCCAGCAAAACCAGUGGCCAACACAAGGUUGUCAGGAUUUACCAUGAAUGUAGACGUGACCCCGACACACAUAAAUUGCUGGGAAUUCCCAAGUCCGAGUGUUGGGUUUACACUCUUGGAACAGGAUCAUGGAGGAGAAUUGCUCCAGGUCCGAAGUUGGAGUACAACUGUCGUUCCACUGGGGCUUUUCUGAAUGGAAAUCUUCACUGGUUGGUGACAGAUUUAGAGGGCACUGAUUGGAUAUCUUGUCUUGAUCUUGAGACAGAAGUUUUUAGCACCUUUUCUCCUCCUCCUGCUAUUCCGGAAAGAAGCAGAUUUCUUGGGGGGCUUACGGUUUUGGGGGAUUGUCUGUGUAUGUGCGACAACACGUCUGAUGAUGAAAUCGUGAUCUGGUUGAUGAAGGAAUACGGGGUGGAGAAAUCUUGGACGAAAGAAUUCGUGAUCAGCAAAGUCCCAAAUUACGCAGGGAAAUCUUACGAGGUGGUUUACCCUAUCAAAAUCUUCAAAGAUGGAGACAUUUUGAUGGCGUGGCAGGAGUUUAACCUGUUCUACCACUCCCUCAAGAAUAAAACUACUGCAAACGUUGAUAUACCUAAACUGCACACCACAAUGACCACAUACAGUAAGGAGGCAAUGCUUCACACCCCAACCUUUCUUUCACUCCAAAGUUUCGCAAUGGAGAACGUCUGCUCAUUCUGAGAGAUGGAGAUGGAGAGGGUCAGGCCCAAUAGGUCUCCGGUAGAAUCUGUUGUGGUGGAUAUGGGCCUGAUUUGAGGUUCACACCAUGUCUCUUUUUAGACCCAAAUCUGUCUGUUUAACAUUGUCAUUGCAUUUAUGUAAUUUUUGUUUAGUAAUAACAGCACCAUCCCCCACA
Sesamum indicum (sesame) is the source of this 1556-nucleotide messenger RNA. RefSeq names its product F-box protein At3g07870-like. NCBI's taxonomy places the organism in Eukaryota, Viridiplantae, Streptophyta, Magnoliopsida, Lamiales, Pedaliaceae. The record is from RefSeq and is a predicted model, not a curated record. Gene Ontology annotation, molecular function: protein binding.